Messenger RNA from Spinacia oleracea (spinach), 1106 nucleotides. Its product is annotated as vesicle-associated membrane protein 722. The coding region runs from base 282 to 950 and encodes 222 amino acids. Gene Ontology annotation, biological process: vesicle-mediated transport. Gene Ontology annotation, cellular component: membrane. Lineage: Eukaryota; Viridiplantae; Streptophyta; Magnoliopsida; Caryophyllales; Amaranthaceae. The transcript is spliced from 5 exons. The record is from RefSeq and is a predicted model, not a curated record.
CAUUCCAAAAAUAAAUUAAAAAACCGGUCACCCCUCUUUCUCUCUCCUCCCCACCUCCUCCUCUCUAUCUCUCUCCAAAGAAUCAAAAAUCAAAAAUCAAAAUCAUCCAAAGUUCUUAAAAAAAAAAAAACACAAAAUUCACAAAAAAAUUCCUUCAAAUAUAUCCUUUUCACCCAAACUCACGCUUCCUCUUCCUUAAAAUUCCAUACAAAAAACAAUUCCUCCAUUAAUGCCAUCCUUUGUGUAAAUUUUUGGCGGUGAGUUUAAAAAAAAACAAAAAAAUGGGGCAACAAUCGUUGAUCUACAGCUUCGUUGCGCGCGGGACGGUGAUUCUGGCGGAAUUUACCGAAUUUACGGGGAAUUUCACAUCGGUUGCUACACAAUGUUUGCAGAAAUUACCUUCUUCUAGCAGCAAAUUUACCUACAAUUGUGACGGCCAUACUUUCAAUUAUCUCGUCGACAAUGGCUUCACUUACUGUGUUGUUGCAGUUGAGUCUGCGGGCAGACAGGUUCCAAUUGCUUUUCUGGAGAAAGUAAAGGAUGAAUUUUCCAAGAAAUAUGGUGGGGGAAAAGCUGCAACGGCUUCUGCUAAAGGCCUAAACAAAGAAUUCGGACCUAAGUUGAAGGAGCAGAUGCAAUACUGUGUUGAUCACCCGGAGGAGAUAAACAAGCUUGCAAAAGUGAAAGCCCAGGUGUCAGAAGUCAAAGGAGUAAUGAUGGAGAAUAUUGAGAAGGUUCUUGACAGAGGUGAAAAAAUCGAGCUCUUGGUGGACAAAACAGAGAACCUUCGUUCUCAGGCACAAGAUUUCAGGACCCAAGGUACCAAGAUAAGGAGAAAGAUGUGGUGGGAAAACAUGAAGAUAAAGCUGAUAGUUUUAGCUAUUAUUGUGGCAUUGAUUCUCAUCCUAAUCUUGUCCAUUUGUGGCGGCUUCAAGUGCACCCAUAAGUAAACUAGAUCUAUACGCUUAUGUAACUAGAGUUCCAUCAUCUAUGCUUUAUGAUGGAUUUUCAGACAAUUUUGUACAGUUUUGUACCUAAUCCUGUUUACAGUAGUAGGAUGUUAUCCAGAACUUGGUCAUAGAAAUGGUUGAUUCCUAUUUUGUCCA